This is a messenger RNA of Oreochromis aureus, 1787 nucleotides long. RefSeq names its product tumor necrosis factor-like. The transcript has 4 exons. NCBI's taxonomy places the organism in Eukaryota, Metazoa, Chordata, Actinopteri, Cichliformes, Cichlidae. The record is from RefSeq and is a predicted model, not a curated record. Bases 126 to 863 code for a protein of 245 amino acids. Gene Ontology annotation, biological process: immune response. Gene Ontology annotation, cellular component: membrane. Gene Ontology annotation, molecular function: tumor necrosis factor receptor binding.
CAUGAAAAGACAGAUGAGGUAAUUCCAGUUUUUUUGGUGUAGGCGUUUAGCUACUAUAAGAGUGUGUGCAUGUAUCAGUCAGAAGCAGCUUUAUUCCUAGACCAGUCUCUCUUGGUGAAGGCAUUAUGGGACAGAGAGUGAUGGGACCCACCGUACCUGCUGGGGCUGCCUGCGGGGAUGCUUUGAUAAGUGUAACCCCAGACGAGUCUGUGCUGAUCCUCAUAAAUCACUGCCGGGACAUGAAGAGGCAGGAGGCGAGGCUCCGGCUUAUCACUCUGCUCCUUCUGCUCGGCUGUGCUGCACUGUUUGUUUACAGCACGUGUGCUAAUUUAGGGCAGCAUGGAAAAUCGAGCAGACACGGGAGUGCAGAAGACCAAACUCCAGCCUACUCAAAGCAAGAGAGAGGGUGCCCUGAAGCUCCACAUGCAGAAACUGUUCAAAGGAAAGCGGAAACAGAGAAAAUUCAUCUCCAGUCUACAGGCAAGACUAAUGGAUCUUACAUCACGUGGACUCCUAUGUGGGGAAAAAUGAACUACGACAAAGAGAAGAAUGCCAUUGUGAUUCCCACGACUGGUAUCUACUUCAUCUACCUGAGGUUUACUUUAAGCUGUGAUGAUGAUGUGGAAAAGGCAGAAUUCCGGAAACUCCAUAUACAGCUGCAGCGCUGGAGUGAAGCAUAUGGUAGAGUCACUACAGAACUGGAUGCCUGGGAGAGUGUCAAGUGUCAAAAAGAGUCAAAAGACUACCAGACCUUGUUUGUGGGGCAGCUUUUUGACCGGUUAGAGGGAGAAUUCUUGAGCGUGAAAGUCAUAGAUGGUUACAACCUGAUCAAGACGUCCUUUUUUGGCGCUUUUCUCCAAUAAUUGGUGUACGUGAUCAUUGUCUCAUUCUUAAUGCAUUUACUUUUUAAGUUAAUAUAACUUGGUGUUCUAUAGGGUUAGGGUUGUGUUUGGUUUGGUUUUAGCCACAUGCUAAUUAGGCUAAUUUCCAGAAUCGAGACAAGUUUGCCUUUCAGAUGUAUUAUCGUAUAUUCAAUGAGGCCCCAUAAUUUGAAGGGCAUGUUAAUUGCAUCCCAACCCUAGAUGGGUCACUGGUAACCUGGUGGAUGUUAAGGUUAAAAUUUAAACAGUUGUAUGCUCUAUAUUUUUAAUCCUGGAACUUAAAGUGCCCUUAUGCAAGCCCCUCAGUUCGUCCUGAACCAUCCAGUUUGGGGUUUCAGUGUUUCUUUGUGGUUCAAGAGGCAGGUGCUCCACAUAAGGGUAAUUUCAUUUCAUCAGCUUUAAAGACUGAGCAUACAAAAUGUGUGUGUGUGGUUAUUGUUUUAAAUUUGCACUGAAAAAUGGUUUAAAAUAUUUAAAGAGAGAAAAUUGAGGGUGUUUAUUUAUUUUCAGAUUACCCACUCAUUUAUCAAUUUUACAUGUUUAUCCUAAGUUCCAGUUUGUUAUCCCAGCCAUUGCCAUGUACUUUAGCAUGAGAUGCUACUGUUGUUUAGUUCUUUUGUUAGUCUUGCAUCAGCCUUUUAAAUAAACCUCUUAGAUGUUUCAUACAUCCCUAAUAACUUUUGUAAGUCUUUGAGUGUGUGUGUGUGUGUGUGUGUGUGUGUGUGUGUGUGUGUGUGUGUGUGUGUGUGUGUGUGUGUGUGUGUUCAAAAGCCUAACAGGCAUAUGUUAAUGUUUAAAGAAGCCACCAGACCAGAUAUAAACAGACAGGUUUUUGUAUUGCUUGUACUCAGGGACGCUUUGGGAAACAAAUGAAACUCUACUAAUAAAAGCACAAAACAUACUGAC